AAGAAGAAGAAGAAGCAGAAGCAGAACAGGAAACCAUGGAGAGCUAUCUGCAACAAAACUUUGGAGAUGUCAAGUCGAAGAACUCAUCGGAGGAGGCGCUCCAGCGAUGGAGGAAGCUCUGUGGAGUCGUUAAGAAUCCCAAGCGGAGGUUCCGAUUCACUGCCAACCUCUCCAAGCGUUACGAGGCCCAGGCUAUGCGACGUACGAACCAGGAGAAAUUGAGAGUGGCCGUUUUGGUAUCUAAAGCCGCACUUCAGUUUAUUCAUGGCAUUGCAUUAUCCAGCGAAUAUACAGUCCCUGAGGAAGUUAAAGCCGCAGGUUUUCAGAUUUGUGCUGAUGAAUUGGGGUCCAUUGUCGAAGGCCAUGAUGUAAAGAAGCUUAAAGUUCAUGGUGAGGUGGAGGGCAUAGCAAACAAACUGUCCACAUCAACAACUCAUGGGCUUACCACCUCUGAAGAUUCACUCAACUGCAGGCAACAGAUUUAUGGAAUCAACAAAUUCACUGAAAGCCAAUUACGGAGUUUCUGGGUUUUUGUAUGGGAAGCCCUUCAGGACAUGACUCUUAUGAUCCUUGCUGUGUGUGCUUUUGUGUCUUUGAUUGUUGGCAUAACAAUGGAAGGAUGGCCAAAGGGGGCUCAUGAUGGACUUGGAAUUGUUGCAAGCAUUCUGUUGGUUGUAUUUGUUACUGCAACAAGUGACUAUCGACAAUCUCUACAGUUCAAGGAUUUGGACAAGGAGAAGAAGAAGAUCACAAUGCAGGUUACAAGGAACGGGUACAGGCAAAAAAUUUCAAUAUAUGAUCUACUUCCCGGUGAUAUUGUGCAUCUGGCGAUUGGUGACCAGGUCCCAGCAGAUGGACUUUUUGUCUCGGGAUUCUCUGUGUUGAUAAAUGAAUCCAGUUUAACAGGAGAGAGUGAGCCUGUGAUUGUGAAUGCUGCGAAUCCUUUUCUGCUGUCCGGUACCAAGGUUCAAGAUGGGUCGUGCAAGAUGCUCGUGACGACUGUAGGAAUGAACACUCAAUGGGGAAAAUUGAUGGCCACCCUUAGUGAAGGUGGAGAUGAUGAGACCCCAUUGCAGGUCAAACUGAAUGGAGUGGCAACCAUCAUUGGGAAGAUAGGCCUGUUCUUUGCUGUUGUGACUUUUGCAGUUUUGGUGCAAGGCCUCUUUAGCCACAAGCUGCGAGAGGGAACCCACUGGAGCUGGUCUGGAGAUGAUGCCCUGGAAAUGUUAGAAUACUUUGCUAUUGCAGUUACUAUCGUUGUGGUUGCAGUACCUGAGGGGCUGCCUUUGGCUGUCACGUUGAGCCUUGCCUUUGCCAUGAAGAAGAUGAUGAAUGACAAGGCACUUGUCCGUCAUCUUGCGGCCUGUGAGACAAUGGGUUCUGCCACAAGCAUCUGUAGUGACAAGACUGGCACACUAACUACCAACCACAUGACUGUUGUAAAAGCAUGCAUCUGUGGGAACAUCAAGGAAGUGAGCAGCUCUGGGGAGGCUCCUAGCUUAUGCUCCGGAGUCCCGGAUUCUGCUGUUGGGAUGCUUCUUCAAUCCAUUUUUAAUAACACUGGGGGGGAAAUUGUUAUUAACCAAGAUGGCAAACUUGAGAUUUUGGGAACACCGACUGAAACUGCUCUGUUGGAGUUUGGCUUGUCCCUUGGUGGAGAUUUUCAGGCAGAACGGCAAAAGUCCAAACUUGUAAAAGUUGAACCAUUCAAUUCUGUGAAGAAAAGAAUGGGGGUGGUGCUGGAGCUUCCUGAAGGAGGUCGCCGUGCUCACUGUAAAGGUGCUUCUGAAAUAAUUCUUGCUGCUUGUGACAAGGUCAUUGAUAAAAAUGGGGAAGUUGUUCCCCUUGAAGAAGAAUCCAUCAACCAUCUCAAGGAUACAAUUGAGCAGUUUGCCAGUGAAGCUCUUCGAACCCUAUGCCUUGGUUAUAUGGAAAUGGGAAAUGAGUAUUCUGAUAAGGAUCCUAUUCCAUUAACUGGGUAUACAUGCAUAGCAAUUGUGGGUAUCAAAGAUCCGGUCCGCCCUGGAGUAAGGGAUUCUGUUGCAAUUUGUAGGUCAGCUGGUAUUACUGUACGGAUGGUUACUGGGGACAACAUAAACACCGCGAAGGCAAUUGCUAGGGAAUGUGGGAUUCUAACUGAUGGAGGUAUAGCCAUUGAAGGUUCAGACUUUCGUGAAAAGAGUGACGAGGAAUUGCGUGAUCUAAUUCCAAAAAUUCAGGUGAUGGCUCGAUCUUCACCAAUGGAUAAGCAUACCUUGGUGAAACACUUGCGCACCACGUUUGAUGAAGUUGUUGCUGUGACUGGUGAUGGUACGAAUGAUGCUCCAGCACUUCAUGAAGCAGAUAUUGGACUUGCUAUGGGCAUUGCUGGAACUGAGGUGGCAAAAGAGAGUGCUGAUGUUAUCAUUCUGGACGACAAUUUCUCAACAAUCAUCACUGUGGCCAAAUGGGGACGAUCUGUUUAUAUAAACAUUCAAAAAUUUGUACAGUUCCAACUGACUGUUAAUGUGGUUGCCCUAAUUGUUAAUUUUACUUCGGCUUGUUUGACUGGAAGUGCCCCCCUCACUGCUGUUCAGCUUCUGUGGGUCAACAUGAUCAUGGAUACACUUGGAGCACUUGCACUUGCUACUGAGCCUCCUAAUGACGACUUAAUGAAAAGAUCACCGGUUGGGAAGAAAGGCAAUUUUAUCAGUAAUGUGAUGUGGAGGAAUAUCUUGGGGCAGUCUUUCUAUCAGUUCGUUGUAAUAUGGUAUCUUCAGACGCAAGGGAAAGCAUUAUUUCUUCUUGAGGGCCCCGAUUCUGAUCUGAUUCUAAACACACUGAUUUUUAAUUCGUUUGUCUUUUGUCAGGUUUUCAAUGAGAUAAGCUCCAGGGAGAUGGAGAGGAUAGAUGUUUUCAAAGGCAUACUAGAGAACUAUGUGUUUGUGGCUGUACUCACUUGCACAGUAGUCUUUCAAAUCAUAAUCAUUGAGUUUCUUGGUACAUUUGCGAACACUUCCCCCCUCACUUUGUCGCAGUGGUUUUUAAGUAUUUUCAUUGGGUUCCUUGGAAUGCCUGUCGCGGCUGCCGUUAAAAUGAUACCUGUUGGAUCUAAUUGAAAUUCAUAGAAGUUGAAUGUCACAAGGUGCGUUCAGGCGUUCUUUUUUGGAGGCUUUCAUGUAAACCAGUUUCAAGUUGUUCUUCUGUGACCAUCUGCAUCAUUUGAAAAGAUGGAUCUCGUCAAUCAUACUGAGCUUCUUUCUUUGUGAAUCUUUAGCUAAAUAGAACUUACUGCUUCAAGAUGUUAUCAAUUUUUUGGAAGCAUUGUCUAGAUUUUAUUGAAAUCUCGCAGAACUAUUCUAACACCAAACAGAGGACACCUUACUAUCAACCUUAAUUUUUUUCGUAGGAGGGGUAUGUAUCAUCAACCCAAUGAUGUAUUAAUUUUGUCUUCUAUAUUUUUUUUCUUUCUUUU
Messenger RNA from Telopea speciosissima, 3454 nucleotides. RefSeq names its product calcium-transporting ATPase 2, plasma membrane-type-like. Gene Ontology annotation, cellular component: intracellular membrane-bounded organelle; membrane. The record is from RefSeq and is a predicted model, not a curated record. The transcript is spliced from 7 exons. Bases 36 to 3098 code for a protein of 1020 amino acids. Gene Ontology annotation, biological process: calcium ion transmembrane transport. Lineage: Eukaryota; Viridiplantae; Streptophyta; Magnoliopsida; Proteales; Proteaceae. Gene Ontology annotation, molecular function: calmodulin binding; ATP hydrolysis activity; ATP binding.